This is a messenger RNA of Nematostella vectensis (starlet sea anemone), 3193 nucleotides long. RefSeq lists its product as uncharacterized. The transcript has 14 exons. Bases 187 to 2979 code for a protein of 930 amino acids. The record is from RefSeq and is a predicted model, not a curated record. NCBI's taxonomy places the organism in Eukaryota, Metazoa, Cnidaria, Anthozoa, Actiniaria, Edwardsiidae.
GGUUGCCUGUGGUACAUCGUUUCACCGAUUUUCAAAAUGGCGCCUAAAAUACGACGUCGAAAAGUUUUUGUUUACAAUCCGUUUUGCUUGACUACUAUUACUUUUUUCUGGUAAAAGAAGAACAUGGCUCCGGCUCGGUCGUGGAGAAAGGCAUAUUUUUCCUUUGAAAUUAAAGAUUAAGGAUCUAUGGAGGAAACUGAGGAGAAAAGCUCUUCCGACAUGAGCACGAAAGACUGGCUUCGACAUGCAGACCAAUCUUUAUCUAGACUGCAGGGUGUCAAAAAGAACCGAUACCAGCUUGGGGGUGGGCCACGCGAGAGGGAGGUUAAUUGUCAGUGUAACUACCGCAGUAAGAGCAAGUCCAGCUAUCUUAGUAUGGAAGCUGGGCCACCUCAGAUGUCCCAGUACAGUCAGGAGACUGCAAGUAACUCUGAAAUAUCCAUACCUGAGUUAUUAAAGCACUAUAAUGACAAAAAGCUUCAAAAGCCUCCCAAGAAACGCAGGCCAUAUUCAGCCACAGUUCACCCUGUGACUGAUAGUCCAAAGCAAACAACUCGGCCACAAGGAAUGAAAACUGCACCCAGCAACAAACCCUUUAUUGCAGCAAAAGGGUCUACACUCAGCCUAAAGCCACGCCCAGCCAGUGGCUCGUCCAGUACUGCUUCUGGUGACAACCGACUGUAUAGUGGGGGCUGUCUUCUUCAUCUUGACCCCGAGCAUGUUAUUAACGAACAAAAAGCUACAUUAGAAGGAUUACGGAAAUAUUCUGCAUUUGGACAAACCGGAGAAUAUUUCAGCCCAACCCCUCCCCCGCCCAGGGCGUCCCCAGAGCCUCCUCCUGAUGCAGAAGCUCCGUUUGAUGAUGACGUCACUCAUCAUGAUGAUGCUGAUGGCCGUGAUGAUGAUUUCGAUGAUGAUAACGAUGGUGGGUUCAGCGAAGGUGAAGAAAGCGAUGAUUCCUUUGAUCUGGUGACGUCGUCCUCUAUUUCCAGGCCGCUAGUGUUUGAGAUUCCCACCGCAGAUCUUGAUGGAGGAGAGAGUGGGGAUGAAACCAGGGUGCAGCCAUCAGCCCCUCGCAAUAGCUUUGAGGAGUGCCAGGAAGCGCCUGAGCCAGAAGAACGUGCAUUGUCCGCUGAUUACGUGGCCAAGAGUGACACAUUCCUACAGGAUCUUGCCAUCAAGCAGCAGCAAGAAUCCGCAGAGCUGACGGAAAUGAUGAACGACAUGGCGUUUGCCGAACACCGCGUUCAGGACAUAGACCUACACAGUCUGAUGAGCUCACGCAUGACUACCACCACCCCUAGGGGAAACGCUUCGAGCUCCCAAGGGGAGUCUAGUGGGUUGAAGGUUGUUAACAUAGGUCAACAGAUACUUGACCCCCAAGGUCUAGAAGGCGAAUACGAGGUCACUUGGGUUGAGGACCCAUAUGUGCCCCGAGUACCAACUGGACCUCGGGAAUUCCCCGAGCGAUUUCACCCUCCGUUGCGGCGAGUGCAGUCUGCGAAAAUGAGUAGGGAUGUUAAAGAUGGCGAAUUUGUGUUGAAAGGAAGGAACUUUGAGUUUUUGGACGCGCAUGAUUUGAGUGUGACUGGGAGACUGGGUGGGAGUGCAAGACACAGGUCUUCAGAGAGUUCCCCAAGUUAUACGCCACCGAAAAAGGCGGUACCAUCACGUGGCCAUCAGACCCCCAAAAGCAACAUAACGCCAAGCAGUAUUAGCACCUCUGAAGAGCACAAGAUCGCUGGUAAACCUCCGCGACCUAAGUCAAGCAAAAGACGGACGUCUAAACCCACAACCCACCUUCCUUCCUCCAAACAACACGAUACUGUCAACGACGAUACAAAACCCAUCCCCCACCCUCCCUCCGUCAGGAAGUCAUCGCUCCGAAAGUCAUUCUCACAGGGUGACGUGAGGUGCCUGUCACCGGAAGUGAUUUCCAGCGUGAAAAAGACUGUCUCAUUCAGUAAUGAAGUGCUAGAAAAGCAUACUUCAAAAACACUAGGCGUCCAAAGAAAAUGCGUCGACCAAAAUCAGGAGAGCAAAGAGAACUCUAGCAAAUUAGCAUGCAGCCACGCCGCCAGCGAUGACGACAAUCCCAAUAAAUCACCUUCAAACAGCGCCCUCAAUAUGGGGGUCAUUAUUCAGAAUGGUGAAGAAGUGAAGGGACUAGAAGGUAACGCGCAGCAGAGUCCCUCUUUUUCUGUACCCCAAGCUCCAGCUAAGACAAACGAUAAGAAGGAAGGAGGCCUGAACGUCGUCGCGAAGUUGAAGGAAGCCACGCGAUGCUCGUGUCACGAGGAGCAGUGCCCGUGCCGUGAUAUCAUCAGGCCGACCAUGGGGGUCCUGUGUCAAGCAAAGGCGGCGAGGGAGCGCGCAGAUGACGCCGGGAAGACUGAUGUGACUAAAGAAAAAUUACUGAAACAGCGUCUCUCCCGACCUAGUUCUGCACCCAUAAGACGAGCCCAAGCUGAGCGACCCCGCUCACCGCCCAGUCCCACGCGGUCGAGGAUCACAUCAGCGAUGCAUAAGCGAAGUGGAUCAGAGGGAGCAAGAAGACCAAGACCAGUGUCCGCACACAUCAGACGGCCAAGCAGCAAGGAAACAAGGCGAAGAGUCGCUCAAGAUGACAACAGGACCCGUCCUGGCUCAGGGAUCACUUCCAGAAGCAACUUUUCUAUGAAGGCUGCUGACCUGAGCUCUCAAGACCUCGGUUUCGUGUGGGGAGCGGACGAUGAUGGUAUCGCCGCCUCUGAAGAAUGCGAAGAUGUCUAUAACCGAUUCAAAGAGAAGGGCAUUGCAAUCUCCAUGGAAACUGUCAAAAGAGGCCUGAUGCCGCCCGCGCGAAGGGCUUCCGAAAGCUGUAUGACUACACUAGCAUUCUCAACCAGCUCGGGGCUACUAAGCAGACCGGAGACUUGGAUGCCGGAAGAGUACGCCCGUAUAAAGAAAUGGGACAGAGUUCUUAAAAAAGGAAGAUGAAACACUGCUCGGAGGUGGACACGGUUUCCAUGGUGCCCGUGCUUGAUGACUUAGCAUAUCGCUUGGUUAGAUUGUAAUAGCCCAACGUUAUCCCUUGUUAACGCGUUUCAUACUCGAGUGUAAAUCAUGUACAGACAUUUUCGAAUUUUUUAUGAUUUUGUAGAUAGAAAUGUAAAUAGCAACAUCUAAAAUAAAGGUCUGCAACCAUGGCUGA